Somion occarium is the source of this 2542-nucleotide messenger RNA. The record is from the annotation of a GenBank genome assembly. Lineage: Eukaryota; Fungi; Basidiomycota; Agaricomycetes; Polyporales; Cerrenaceae.
GGUGUUUCGACGACGUCCACCGAAUCCGAGUGGAUGUGUUCUCGUCGUCCGCAGGGCUCCCCUAAGCGGUCAUUUUCGCCAAUUUCCUCUUUUUGCCGCUACCAAGCCCGGACCCGUUUGCGAUGAUCUUCCAACUUCAUAAAGUAUCCUCCUUCUUCUCUCCAUGUCUUUCCUUCUCCGGUCCUCAAAACCCUCUUGAAAACAUACCAUGGCCAUCUGCACUCCCUCUCAUACCCCUCCUUCUUAUACAAUGAACUCUACUCUAGCUCACCUCCCUAUUGAACUCCUGUCUACAUGGUCAGAGUGGCGGCCAAACAGAUCAGAGCUCCCGCCCACACCUCCCCACUCGACUAUGUCGCAGAAAAUUCACCGUGUUCUUCCCUCAGGGCAUUACUCUCAGACCACUCUGCCCUCUAUUGUGCACUUUGAUCGCCAGUUGCCGCGUCUGUCACCAAUCACACCCCCGCAGGUUGACGACUCCUCACAGUGGCACACGUAUGGUCAAGCUGAACUUAAGCUGCCUCCUAUACAGUCCACAGAGGUCUACUCACCGGCGUGCUCUAUGGACUACAAUGACGCGCCUCAAGUACAGUCGCCGCCCCCGCCACCACCAGCACUGGACUGGCUCGCUCCCUCUACACAGCGGUCCUUCAACUUCAUUGCUGAAAAGGUCUGCGAGAUGGUCUGCUACCUGUGGUUCUCUAGUCUUUCUCAGUCAUCGUCACGGUCGCCGCAGGCGUCGAAACGUUGUCGUCAGUCUGAAGAUUCUCCUACGUACUUCCCCAAGCCCAAUGCCUCUACUGCCCAUCUUCAGUUCGCUGUCUCUCCUGCCUUCGUCCGUUUCAUGCAAAAACUUUUGGAAACGACCCAAGUCUCGCAAUCUGUUAUUGUACUUUCACUACGCUAUAUAUACCGCUUGAAGGAGCGUAAUCGUUUCACCCAUGGACAGGGUGGUAGUGAAUAUCGAGUCGCUGUUGCCGCCCUCAUGCUUGCAAACAAGUUCGUUGACGACAAUACAUACACGAAUAAGACGUGGUCAGAGGUUUCCGGAAUUGCGCUUGAGGAGUUGAACAAGAUGGAACGCGAGUUCCUCAUGGGCAUCGAUUUCUCCCUUUACGUGGAUGAGGCUACAUACGAUUCGUGGCUGAAUCUCUUGAAGGGUCUUGUUAUGGCAAAGGAGAAAGAUUCCAGACAGUGGCAGCGGUCUCGAACGAGAGGUCGCGUUGCACGGCCGCGCUUGACUUCCUCGUAUCUCUCCAGUCGUGGUCGCUCGCACCAGCAAAGAGCGCGUUCAAUUUCACCAAGUCGAACGAGCGCGUCGUACACCUAUUCUGCUCCCCCUGCGCAUGCGGUACCUGCUUCGCGUCACCAAACCGAAUAUCCUACUCCUCCGCGCUCGGGCUCGAAACGUACCGCAAGCGACGCGUUUUCACCAACUUCCGCUUCUUUCCCUCCAAAUCCGCCACCGAGGCGAUCUAUGGGACUUUCUUUGCAGAUUCCCGAGCUGACGCACACUGCGCCAUCAACAGCGAGUUCAAUAUCUCCUUCAGAACCUCUCCAAUCAUUUUCCAAGCUUUCUUUGGGAACGUCCCCGAUCGUCGUUCGUCCGACCGCGCAGCGUGAUUACAGUCCGGCUCAUGUGACCCAUGCGGCGUAUCCGUCUGUCGUGGGGCAAGAUCAGGUUCCUCAGACACUUGUGACUGCAUACCGAGCGGAUGAUCGUCAUCCCUAUGGGGCGCCUCAGCAACUUUACUUCUAUUCCUUGGCCGGUUCCCCUAUGGAUGAGGAGGAGGACAGUAAGUUCCGUAAGGCGCGGCUGAGGUAUCAUCCCGCACCUACCCCUGCGACGUAUAUUCAAUAUGCCCCGCAACCGGCUAUGCCUAUGGUCGUACAAUCCGCGACGGCCAGUCCUCAUGAUAUGAAUUCAAAUCUCCCUCCCUCUCUACCUCAUUUCUCUGAAGGGUUUUGGCAUUGCACCCAACCCACUGCGCCACCACCACCUCCCUCCGCUCAGUCUCAAACCUAUCGAUACCCGACCCAACAGCCUCAGAGCCAAGGCUCUGUUCCUGCUGCGCCAUUUGCCAACGCAGGACCGCCCGGCAUUCAGUACUAUGCUAAUAACGUGCAACAGCACCUUACCCCCGAACAAUAUUGGCCUAGAGCCCGUCAAUUAUAAUGCAUAUCUGCCGCUAGUCCUCUUACUUUAUCACGUAUAUUCCUGCCUCACUCGCAACCUUUGUAUCUUAUCAUUACGUGAUUCCCUUGCAUUUUUUGUUUUCAAUGUUGCCUUUCUCCUGCAGAAUGGACCUUAGUCAUUCACGAGUCCCUACAUUCGCAUCAUCAUCAUGUUUUUUUCGCAUUUGCAUUACAAGUCGUACAGUAGUUUCUUCGCAAGCAUCCAUCAUCAACAUCAUUAGAACCGUUGUCACCUUUCAUAGCUGUAUUCAUAUGUCGUUAAAGUUCAACAUGUUCGUCUUUCGGGUCUCAUAAGAUGGCGUUACUAACAUUACAAAAAAUUCUGCGUGACAUCAGCGCAUAAAUU